Messenger RNA from Orbicella faveolata, 1157 nucleotides. RefSeq names its product 24-hydroxycholesterol 7-alpha-hydroxylase-like. Gene Ontology annotation, biological process: cholesterol homeostasis; bile acid biosynthetic process. Gene Ontology annotation, molecular function: oxidoreductase activity, acting on paired donors, with incorporation or reduction of molecular oxygen; steroid hydroxylase activity; iron ion binding. Lineage: Eukaryota; Metazoa; Cnidaria; Anthozoa; Scleractinia; Merulinidae. The record is from RefSeq and is a predicted model, not a curated record.
UAGCCCAGCCAGAUAGCCAAAACGGUACCCGGAUCUCACUCUGUUUGCGAGUGCUGCUGUUCCCAUAAUUCUUUGGGACAACCAACAUGGCGGCUUCUCUUGAGCUUUUGCAACCUGCCCUGCUUUUUGUAGGCUUUCUUGUAAUUGCCUUAUUGUCGCUUAAUUUCUUGGCUACAAAGAACGUCAAAUACCCUCCGGUUAUCAAAGGUUGGAUCCCUUGGCUUGGAUGUGCGAUCGAGUUUGGAAAAGCGCCCUUGCUCUUCAUCAAGAAAUCAAGCGAGACGCACGGAGUGAUUUUCACAGUUUAUGCCGCUGGACAGCGGAUGACUUUCCUGACCGAUGUCAGUGACUUUCAAGUGUUUUUUAACUCUCCACAAGCAGACUUUCAGCGAGCCGCUGAAGAAGCGGUGAAGAAUACAGCAGGAAUAAACAAGAUCGAUUUCUUUGCAAAUCAUCGUAAAAUCCAUGACCUGGUCAAGGGGCGACUGUCUUCUUCCAAUUUGCACAAAUUAGCUCCAAAAGUUGGUAAACAAUUAGAGGAAUACAUUAGGCAAGGUAUGUUUUACGGAUUUUUUUUCUUUUUUUCACAUAUGAAAUUGAGUGAGUACAAGACACAAGACAAGACAAUAUAUAUUCAUAAAGAGACNAUCAAGAAAUUACAGAUAGUUGAGCGGUGUAUUCUGGAAGCCAUUCGCCUGCGCUCACCUGGAAUGAUUGCAAGGAAACUUACACAACCCAUUCGAGUGCAGGGCUUAACAAUUCCAGCUGGUGACAUGCUCAUGAUCUCGCCUUAUUGGGCACAUCGAAACGAGACCACGUUCCCGAAUGCAGAUUCAUUCGUCCCUGGCCGCUGGAUUCAGACUGCAGGCUCAGAUAAAUCCACUUCAAGCGAUAACUUCAUUGCGUUUGGCGGCGGUCGCUUUCAAUGCCCAGGUCGUUCCUUUGCCAUGAUGGAAAUACAGAUGUUUGUAUCUGUUCUCCUAUGUAGAUUUGACUUGGAAUUAGUGGAGAAGAAAGUGCCUUCACCAUCUCCGCAACAUGUUGUUGGUGUUCCCCAUCCGGAGUCGAAAUGUUACGUUAAGAUUUGUAAUAGAAUUAGGACUGAAUUAUAAACAAUUAUUGGAUGAGGUUUUUGUGAUAUCCGGAAUAACCGAGGU